AUGGGUUCGCCAUCAGCUCGUGAGAAGAGGGAUGAAAAGGUCUACCCUUCAAUGGCGUCGGGAGGGAUACCAGAUCCAACAAACGACUAUCUUACAGCAAGCAAUAUUGUCUCCCAGUCUCUACAACAACCGCAAAAUCUCCUCGUUGUCAUAGACCUGAACGGCACUCUCUUGUUUCGACCCUCGAGGAGGCAACCGGCGAAGUUCAUUGCACGCCCAAACACGUACCCGUUCUUAAAAUACUGCAUAAACACAUUUACAGUUGUUAUCUGGUCAUCUGCCAAGCCGGAGAACGUUAAGAAUAUGUGCGAUGCAAUCUUGACGCCAGAUCUGAAGAAACAAGUUGUGGCUAUUUGGGGACGCGAUAAAUUUGGUCUUUCUAAGGCAGAUUACGUGACGAGGGUUCAAUGUUACAAGCGGCUCACAAAGCUAUGGUCGGACAACAAGGUUGCAAAAUCUCAUCCUCAAUGGGCUGAAGGUGGUCGAUGGGACCAGACCAAUACCGUCCUGAUCGACGACUCGCUGGAAAAGGGUAGGAGUGAGCCAUUCAACCUGGUUGAAGUUCCCGAGUUCUUUGGUGACGAAAAGGAGGUUGGAGAGUUUCUACCACAAGUUCAUGACUUCUUGAAUCAUCUCAGCAUGCAUUCAAAUGUCAGUGCUUGUAUGCGAGCUCGGCCAUUCAAUGCCUUGCUUGCUCCGCCCUAG
Molecule: messenger RNA, 705 nt
Organism: Hyaloscypha bicolor E
Lineage: Eukaryota; Fungi; Ascomycota; Leotiomycetes; Helotiales; Hyaloscyphaceae
Product: HAD-like protein
Exons: 1
Coding region: 1-705 (234 amino acids)
Molecular function (GO): phosphoprotein phosphatase activity
Source: RefSeq, a predicted model, not a curated record